AUGGAUUAAACUUUUGCCAUAGGAAUUGAUUUAGGAACUACCUAUUCUUGUGUAAGUGUUUUUGCAAAUGGUAAAGUUGAAAUCAUCCCUAAUGAUCAAGGUAAUAAAACAAUCCCAUCUUAUGUUGCCUUUAAUGAAACUAAAAUACUCAUUGGUAAUGAUGCUCAAAACCAAGUAACUAAAAAUCAUUAAAAUACAAUUUUUGAUAUUAAAAGACUAAUAGGAAGAAAAUUCUCUGAAACUACAGUCCAAAAUUAUAUUAAAUUAUGGUCAUUCAAAGUUGAAGCUGGUGUCAAUGAUACACCCAUGAUUGUAGUAAAUUAUAAAGGAGAAAACAAGAAAUUCCUCCCUGAAGAAAUCUCUUCAAUAAUAUUAAGCAAAAUGAAGGAAACUGCUUAAGCUUAUUUAAAUUAAUAAAUUUCAAAGGCUGUGAUAACUGUUCCAGCUUAUUUUAAUGAUUCUUAAAGAUAAGCCACAAAAGAUGCUGGUGCUAUUGCUGGUUUGAAUGUUUUGAGAAUUAUCAAUGAAUCAUAUGCUGCUGCUAUUGCUUAUAAUUUAGAUAAGAAAUGCAAAAAUGAAUACCAUGCUCUUAUAAUUGAUUUAGGAGGCGGUAAUUUUAAUGUCUCCUUAUUGACUAUUGAAGAUGGUUUUUUUGAAAUAACGGCUACAUCUGGUUACAAUCACUUAGGAGGUGAAGAUUUUGAUAACAAACUUGUAGAAUAUUGUUGUGAUGAAUUUUUUAAGAAGAAAGGAAUCAACAUUAGAGGAAAUCCGAUAUCUUUAAGAAGACUUAGAACAUAAUGCGAAAGAGCUAAGAGAAUUCUUUCAUCAGCCAAUUAAACUACAAUUGAAGUUGAUGCUUUAGAUGGUAAGGAAGAUUUUAAUUGUACUAUCAGCAGAACUAAAUUUGAAGAUUUAUGUAUGAGCUUGUUUAAGGAAUGUAUAACUUUGAUUGAAAAGGUUCUUAAGGAAUCAGGUAUUUCAAAAAUAGAUGUUCAUGAAAUUGUAAUGGUUGGAGGAUCAUCAAGAAUUCCAAAAGUUUAAGAGCUAGUGUAAGAUUAUUUUAAUGGAAAGACAUUGAACAAAUCGAUCAAUCCAGAUGAAGUUGUUGCUUAUGGAGCAGCCAUCUAAGCUGACAUCAUAAAAAAUUAAGACGAUGAAUGGAAUAAGAAUUUUCUAUAUUUUGAUUACACUCUUUUAUCUUUAGGUAUUGAAACUGCUGGUGGUAUCAUGAAUGUUUUUAUUGGGAGAAAUACAUCUAUUCCAUAUAAAAAGUCACAAAUAUUUACUACCUAUACAGAUAAUUAAACAAAUGUCACAAUUGAAAUUUAUGAAGGAGAAAGAAAAAUGACAAAAGAUUGCAAAAAAAUUGGACAAUUUAAUUUAGAUGGUAUUGCUCCAGCUCCUAGAGGAGUUCCAAAAAUUGAAGUAUCAUUUGAGAUUGAUAUAAAUGGUACAAUUUACUUUAGUGCUGAGGAUUAGGCUACAAAAAAUUCAUAAAAGAUUACUAUUAUGCCUUAAAAAAGUAGAUUAUCAAAAGAUGAAAUUGAAUUAUUAGCUUAGGAAGCUGAAAAAUUUAGAGCUGAAGAUGAUAUAAUUAAAUCAAAGAUUGAAGCCAAGAACAACAUUGAAUUAACUGAAUAUUAAAUUAAAAACACUAUCAAAGAUGAAUAAAUUAAAUGCAAAUUCACAGCUGAAGAAAUAUCAAGACUUGAAUAAUUAGUUGAAGAAAGAAUAAAAUGGAUUGAAUGUAAUGUAAAUGUUGAUAUAUAAGAAUAUAUAUAUAAAUAAAAAGAGAUUGAAUAAAUAAUGGAUGAAAUGAUGUAAAGAAUAUAUUAAGAUGGUUAUGUUAGAUAAGAUAGAUAUGGAGUUUUAAUUAAUAAAAUAAUUUGA
Molecule: messenger RNA, 1893 nt
Organism: Paramecium pentaurelia
Lineage: Eukaryota; Ciliophora; Oligohymenophorea; Peniculida; Parameciidae
Source: the annotation of a GenBank genome assembly